AUGGCCGGCGAUGCGGGAGAACAGGUCCAGUACGAAGAUGGCGACCACUGGCGCUCCGUUUUUCCUGGCAUCCAUGUGUACUCCGCCUAUCUGGAAAAGGGAUCCGCCAGCGACAGUUGGAUCGUUCGAAUCAUCAGCGUCACCGAAAACGACGAUCCCAAACUCCAGACAAGUCAGCCGAACUUUCAGUGUUGGAUCAGCGCAGGCCGAGCAACUUACGUCGCUCAGGCGACGUACGAGCCAUUAAGGGAACACAACUGGCUCCCCCUGGGGACAGCCUCUUUUUUGUGUCCCGUUGAGUUUCCAGAGGAGAUUCUGAAGGAGCGAACGGUUCGGGUCGCGCUGGGGAUCAGUCACAGGAUGGAUGUUCCCGUCUGGCUCGACGUCCACAUGCCACGAAAGAGCAAGGCCAAGUGCUGCGCCGUGUGCACAACCCCGAUCGCGGGACACUUUGACAAGCUUUCCGUCCUCGCUGAAUUCGUGGGCUACUACAGCACGGUGGGCGUUCGCCGCUUCGAUUUCUACCUGGGGGAUGUCUCGCGCGAUGUGGAACUUCUGCUCGUUCACCUGCAGCGCGUCUCUGGAGCAGACAUCGUGAUGCACAAAUGGAACCUCCAGUUUAACCGUUCAGAACUUCUGGAACACCGAGCGUCUCAACUAGACUGCUCGUACAGGUCUCGGUUUGAGUCGGAGUACGUCAUCAACGCCGACUUUGAAGAGUUCUUGGUACCGAAGCACGGGCGCAGUAUCCCCGAAGCCCUGCGGACGCUGGAGGCUAGCUACGGCGAAGACUCGAUAGGAAGCAUCGUGGUCCAGAAGCAGUUCUUCUGCUCUGAAUACGCUUACGAUAAAGAUAACCUGGACAGAAGAUACGAAGUACCCCUGAUGACUCGGGUGAGACAACUGCGCGAGGUAACGUCAUGGCGGUUCGAUGUGCCGUGGAAAUACAUCACAAAGGCCAACGCUACGGAGUACGCAGGGGCCGGCUUCGCUCUGGGGCGUCUUGGAGAGCGUCGGGUUGUUGAUGCCGGUGAGAACGCACUGGCCUUGCACCAUUACACGAGCUGCUGCGGCUUGAGUAAGCCGGUGCUGUACGGACUGGUGAGCGUUGACGUUUUGUCGAACAGUGAGCUCGUGGAGGACGGCGCUCUGAGGAGGUUCGGCGACGCCAUAGCGAGCUCGACGGCCAUAGCUCUCGUGAACUCAUUUGUUGCUGCUGCGGUUGAAUCGUACACCGGAGCGUACGAGCCGUUAAUGCCGCUGGACGGAGAGUUUCACUUCUGGUACCUCUAG
This is a messenger RNA of Ixodes scapularis (black-legged tick), 1293 nucleotides long. RefSeq lists its product as uncharacterized. Lineage: Eukaryota; Metazoa; Arthropoda; Arachnida; Ixodida; Ixodidae. The coding region runs from base 1 to 1293 and encodes 430 amino acids. The transcript has a single exon. The record is from RefSeq and is a predicted model, not a curated record.